AUGUCCGCCGUCGCUGUUGCCAACGGUCUCGACAAACUUGAUGCGCCCCCUCUCACUGUACGUCAACCUGCAAUCUUCCCUAACCUUGUGCGCCGUCGCCGCGCCUUCCCUGCCUCCUUUGUGCACCAGGUGUUGACCAGAAUUUCGCAGCAAUCAGACGCAGUUGCCAGUCUGCUCUCCUUAUCGUUCUCCGAAGGAGGCUUGGCACCGCGCGACGCAACCGCAGCAGUCGCACCCAAGGUCGAACCAGCUCCGCAUCAACCACCCCUUGCGCCAGCUCCUUCGACGUCGGUACCCUUGUCGUCGAGCUUGAGCAAUGGCGGCAAGCAUCAUAGAAGGCUUUCUUCGACUGGCAAGACGAGGAGACGACUGAGCGAUGCUCGAGAGGCUGCGAAUCGGCCUUCCCCUAGUCUGCUUUCGAGCACCUCGGGACUCGCCUCCUUGUCCUUAUCGUCCUCGCCCCCUCCCGGCAGCUAUCCUGCACACCUCUCGUCUUCUUUCACCGGAGCUUCCCGCAAGUUGGCGCCUGCACCCCCCAAUCCCACCAACUCUUCCAACCAUGGCAGUUCUGGUGGUAACCCGGGUUCUAUCCCCAUCAAGUCUGGUGAAGAAGAAACGAACGAUACUGGGGCCAUCCCAAUUCCCUCAGCCAAUGGCAGAACCGGCAAGAAACGAGGCAUUGAUCACAAGUGUGAAAGCUGCUCCAAGGCAAGUUGA
Molecule: messenger RNA, 717 nt
Organism: Coprinopsis cinerea okayama7#130
Lineage: Eukaryota; Fungi; Basidiomycota; Agaricomycetes; Agaricales; Psathyrellaceae
Exons: 3
Coding region: 1-717 (238 amino acids)
Source: RefSeq, a predicted model, not a curated record